Messenger RNA from Danaus chrysippus (African queen), 2655 nucleotides. NCBI's taxonomy places the organism in Eukaryota, Metazoa, Arthropoda, Insecta, Lepidoptera, Nymphalidae. The record is from the annotation of a GenBank genome assembly.
AUGUUUAGAAGAGGACAUAGGGCGCGCUACAUCCGGGUGAUCCUGAAGGGGUCGUGGAAGAGAGUUCCUAUGAAACUGCUUAAGUGGGGAAGAAAGAUGCCCUCAAAGAAGGAAUACGAUUUGGUGCCUGAGGAUGAGUACGAUACGAGAAUCCCGCUUCACCCCGAGGAGGCAUUCCAAUAUGGAAUUUCGUUCCGAGCUAAGUACAUUGGAACUAUGGACGUGCCGCGGCCGACGAGCCGAGUUGAAAUAGUUGCUGCUAUGCGUCGCGUUCGCUACGAGUUCAAGGCGCGGGGUGUGAAGAAACGUAAAGUUACUGUUGACGUGUCAAUAGAUGGCGUCCGCAUCACCACGACCAACGUUAAGCCUAAGAGACCGCGAUUCUUUUCUCGCAAGAAGAAGAAGGCACCGGAACGCAUAGAGAUAAUGCAUCACCCGAUCUACCGUAUCUUCUACGUUUCGCACGAUAGUUCUGAUCUUAAGAUAUUUUCGUACAUCGCAAGAGAUGGCGCCACUAACGUUUUUAAAUGUAACGUUUUCAAGAGCAGCAAAAAGAUGUCAAAUAAGGAACGCGAUAAACAUAGGCGGCAUGAUAUCAAGAGUCUGCCGACAGAAGUUUUGCUAAAAGCUCGAAGCACGCUGGUAUCUCUUGGAGGUGCUUUAAAAUCUAAACACAACUCACCGCAUUCGAAACAGAAGCAAGUUUCUAAAGAAAAGUUAAAUCAUGAAAGAUUAAAGAGCUGCAGAUCUGAACCGGAGUUUAGCGAAAUGCGUAAACCUAAACACAGAAGCCGGAUUGAUGAACCACCACGCGAAUAUGAUAGCAGACUUGGCCUACGAUCUAGACCACUGUCUAUGGGUGCUAUGAAACGCUAUGAAAAUGACUUAGAUUUUCACAGUGGAAAUUUCCCAAAAGAUUUAACACAAUUUGAAUCUAUUGACGAUAUAUCUCGUCCCAUGAUUCCAAGUAUGGAAAGGCUCAACCAGGAGAUUAAUAUGCAAGAAAUGUCUGAACGGCCGCGAAAAAAAUUAUCCUUUCGUGAACCUGAAAUAGUUGGUAGCGCUACUUUAGGGCGUUCUAGUAAACUUAUGGCUGUGAAUAACCUCUCUAGAAGACCGAAUAGAUUAUCACUGAGAACGGAUGCGCAUUCAAGUUUAGAUGGAUUGGACUUCGAUUUAGAGAAUCAGGCUAUGAAGAUCGUCCGCACUGUAGGUCAGGCCUUUGAAGUCUGUCACAAGAUGCAGAAAAAUACACCGGACAACCCUGUGCCAUCAACAUCUGCAUCUGACGUUGUCAAUGAACCGGCGCCCAAAGAAUCUGUCUCGGAGUGUGGCGCUUCAGAGUCUGUUGCAUCUACAUCGAAAGCUGCUGAUGACCCGAAGACUAAACCCACGAGACCCAAGAAUCUCGAUUUGUUACCACCACCGCCAAAGAAAGAUGGGAAACGAGUAAACCAGCAGAUCUCUAUUCCCAGCAUCAAUUUGCCAGACCUGCCGGAGUGCGUCACCAAAGUGGACGUGAUUGUGCCAGAAGGAGAUGCAGCAACACCGCUUAGCUCUCAACAUCAAGUGAAACUAUUGCGGGAGCGUCUGGAACAACAGUCACAACAAACCCAAGCAGCUGUUGCGCAAUUGCUGCUUUUGCGCGAUCAGCUCGCUGCAGAGCAAGCGGCUCGCUGUGAGGCUCAGGCCCGUACCCAUCAAUUAUUGGUACAUAACAAAGAACUUCUUGAACAUAUUGCUGCUCUUGUCUCUCAUUUACAAGAGAAAGAGAAGGGAAACAGCCGGCCAAUUAGUGCUCAACAAUUGACGCUCUUACCACAGACAAAUUCCGGCAGUAAUGAUGGGAAGAAAACUGAAAAUAUAAACAACUGUAAUGGAAAUUACGAACCAAUCAAUACCAAUGCUCUGAUCAGCUUAAUCGCUAAAAAUUACAACAUAACACAGAAUGUCGAAAAUAAUAACAUAAAUAUCUCAACUUUACCCGGAAGUUCAUCUACUACUGCUAAGCAAGAUGGCUCCAGCUCAUCUAUAAACUUCGAGAACAUGACAAACGAACAAAUUCAAGGGUACUUGAUAUCAAAAUUUCAAGACAUGAACGUAACGAAUGGGUCAGAGAGCAAAGAGUUCUUCCAGAAUUCCAAAGCUUUUCCGGAUAUUCCACCGUUGAAGAAUUUCAGCAGUUCUGACUUGGUAAAACUGCUAAGUAAUCAGAAUUACGUGGAAAACAAUAACCCUGAUAAUGACCUCAAUGCUCUCGUUCAGGCUAUGAGCUUAGCCGAAUCACAGAAUUCGCUUUAUAGCAGUACUCAAACUUCUUCGUCGAAUUCUUCCCCUGAUGAUGUAAGCUCUGAUGAUGGAGCUUCGUUUAUAAUGCCAUUAUCUCACAAUGGUACUUUAGCUGCAACUGGAAACGACGGCCGAUUAAGGUUGAUAGUACCCGUUAGUCCUUCUGAAAGUAUUUCAAAGGUGGAUGAGCUUCAAGCUAAAGAUGAUGGAAAUGUGACAUCAGGAAUGACAUUGACGGUACCAGGUACUACUUCCACGCUUGCUCCGCCAGCACCGAUCACUCGUUCUACCAGCGAAAAAGUACCAAAUCGUAGCGAACUGAUGUCGGCCUUGCGAGCACAAUGGACUAGGCAUACGACAAAGUAG